CCACCGAUCAGAUCGGAACCUGCUGGCCCAAGACCAGCGCCGGGGAGCUGGUGAGAGAGACCUUGCCCCGAGUUCCUCAACGGAGUCAAGUACAACACCACCAGAAAUGUUUACCGAGAAUGCAUGGGGAACGGGACCUGGGCCUCCAAGGCCAACUACUCCCAGUGCGAGCCAAUUCUGGUUGAAGAGACGAAGCCUGCUCUUUAUUACCAAGUUGCCAUGAUCAUAAACUAUGUGGGGCACUGCAUUUCUGUAGGGGCGCUCAUCAUCGCCUUCCUGCUCUUCCUGUGCUUGAGGAGCAUCCGAUGCCUUCGGAAUAUUAUCCACUGGAAUCUGAUCACCACGUUUAUCCUGAGGAAUGUGAUGUGGUUCUUGCUGCAGAUGAUAGAUCACGACAUCCACGAAAACAAUGAGCUGUGGUGCCGGUGCAUCACAGCCAUCUUCAACUACUUUGUGGUGACCAAUUUCUUUUGGAUGUUUGUGGAAGGCUGCUACCUGCACACGGCCAUCGUCAUGACCUACUCGACAGACAAGCUGAGGAAGUGGGUUUUCCUCUUCAUCGGAUGGUGUAUUCCGUGUCCAAUUAUUAUCGCCUGGGCUGUCUGCAAGCUGCAUUAUGAAAAUGAGCAGUGCUGGUUUGGAAAGGAAUCGGGGAAGUAUAUCGACUACAUCUACCAAGGACCAGUGAUUCUUGUCUUGCUGAUAAAUUUUGUUUUCCUGUUUAACAUAGUUAGGAUUCUAAUGACAAAGCUGAGAGCGUCGACGACUUCAGAAACAAUACAGUACAGGAAGGCCGUCAAAGCAACAUUAGUUCUUCUGCCUCUCCUUGGUAUUACCUACAUGCUCUUCUUCGUCAACCCCGGGGAAGAUGAUAUCUCCCAGAUAUUUUUCAUCUACUUCAAUUCCUUCUUGCAGUCUUUUCAGGGCUUUUUUGUGUCUGUGUUUUACUGCUUCUUAAAUGGAGAGGUACGUUCUGCAGCCCGGAAAAGAUGGCACCGCUGGCAAGACCACCACUCCCUACGAGUCCGCGUGGCUCGGGCCAUGUCCAUCCCAACCUCUCCAACAAGGAUUAGUUUUCACAGUAUAAAGCAGACAGCAGCCGUGUGACAAGUCCCAGCCAACCACCAGCUGACUAUGGAGAGUUUUGUUCUCCCUCCUCCUCCUCCUCCUCCUCC
Molecule: messenger RNA, 1175 nt
Organism: Zootoca vivipara (common lizard)
Lineage: Eukaryota; Metazoa; Chordata; Lepidosauria; Squamata; Lacertidae
Source: RefSeq, a predicted model, not a curated record